AGACGGAAUGCUAUAAGAAUGGAUUAACUCAUGCAAAAAAAACUUUUUUUAUUAACAAGAGUUUCAGUUGCAAAUAUGGCAUAAUUGUAGAUAUACUUGUGUUAUUCUCGCCCUCAUACGAUAUGCAGACAUAAUUAUGAGCUGAAACAGUAUUUGUCUGUGACUAGGGAGGCAGUUCCCUAUUGAAAGUGGUAUAUUACAAGUAAACAUGGGGCCUGUUUAAAAUGAAUAUUCGAGCAUAUUACACGCCAUAUCUCUAUUGGAGAAAAAUAGGUUUAUAUUGGAGUGGAUUCAUUCUCCUUCAGCAUUUCUUGUCAGCGAAUAUAUGUUCAGCAGCACAUCUGCCAGAUUCACAUAGUUAUAACCAAAAGACGAACGAUGUUCGGCAAGUGAACAAAACAAUAUUGGAGGCUAAAAAUGCCACCAUUGGCCAUGACUAUUUUGAAAGAAAUAGACGAGCCAAUUACGCCCAAAAUAACGACUCACAUAUUUACAACAUAUCAUUUUUCUCAAUGAAGACUGUUAAAUCCUUAUUAGGAGAGAAGGAGGAUACUUCGGAAUACAAUUUUAACGAAUCUCAAAAAGAAAUACAGAAUAAUGAAAUCUCAAUUAGGGCUUCGUCGGACGAGAAUAUUUAUAAUUGGACUAAAACGAAAAUAAAAUCGAACGGUAAAAAUGGAAGACGAGGAUUAAAUCCGAAAACGAAAAAUUAUAUGCUAAAUAAAUUGAUUGAUUUAUCAUCAGAUUCGUCGCCAUUCGUUGAAAUAACAACUAAAAGAGUCCAUUAUGGGAUGAAGCCAAAAGAAUCAGUCGAUAAUUUACAAUUAUUUCACACAGUCCGAACAAAAAAAUUGAGAAAAAGAAAUUCCCUGCCAACAAAAGUAAACACCAAUUUAAAAUUAACGCAAACAAUAACAAAUAAAGAGGGAAAAGAUUUAAAUAAUAAAACAUUCAAUUAUUGGAAGAUUCAGAAAAACCAUUCACGAGCCCAACAGACAAAACGAAAACAAACAAAUACCAAAUCGUUUAUAGCAAAUUAUACGGACAAUACAAAUGUGAACAAAGACGUACCUUUAACACCAACUUAUAGUGAAGAUUUCCAUUUGACCGGUAGAAACAAAAGUAAAGGCAAGAAAAAAUACGAAAUAAGUCCAAUUUUAAAUCAUGUUCGGUACACGAGUAUAGAGAACGACCCAACGAAAUUGGCUGAAACGAGCAGUCAAAAAAAUAGUUUGACGCACAGUACAAGAAGACCAAAUGAACUAUGUAAACCUGGCAAAGCUAGUAGCACAGAAUCGAAUAUGCAGCGUGAAACUUUUGUCUACCGUUCAACGCUUGCCAGCGUUCAAGUAUCAGAAAUAAAAAUUCCUGCGAGCAGCAUAAAAGCACAAACAUGGCAUUACAGUUCAAACUACCCACCAUUAACAGAAUCGCAUGGGAGUAAUACACGUCCGCCAACAAACACAGCAAAUAGAGAAAGAAUCAAUUCUGGGCUGGUUGAUAUCUCAGAACCACCAAUACAAACUGACACUGCUGUAUCUAAAUCAAAAACUAAUCCCAUCCUAUUUACGGAAACGAAACAUACCGCAACCAACAAAUUGACACAUUCUGGUUCAACGGGAUAUUACAGUACAUUAAACAGUAACCCGUUAACAGAAUCGCACAUAAGUAACAAAAAAAAUCCAAUAAAUACGGCAAAUACCGAGGGAAAUAAUUCUUUUCAGGUUGGAACGUCAGAAACGCCUACACAAACAGACUCUACGGAUUCAGAAUCAAAACCAACUUCAUUCCAAGUAACGGAAAAGAAACUGACAGCAAGCAGUUCCAAAUUGUCUACUAGUUCAACUUCAUAUUACAGUUCGUACGACAACAACCGGUUAACAGAAUUAUACAGGGGUAGCACAGAACUGUCAACAAAAACAGGAAAAAAAGAAAAUACCAAAGAAACAAAUCCCGGCCAAAAUAAUACGUCUGAACUCAUUACAACGGAAUCGACGAGAUCACCAUCAAUAUCAGCUAGCAAUCCAGUAACGGGAAAGAAACAUACAACAAGCAGCGCCAAAUCGUCUACACCUUCAAUAGAAAACUACACUACACACCCGCUUAACCCGUUAAGAGAAUCAUACAAGGGUAGCACAGAAUAUUCAACAAAAACGAGAUAUACCAAAAAUACAGAAGGAAGAUAUUCCACCGCUGUAGGAACAUCAGAAAUUGAAUGGACAGUUCCAACAUCGAAUGAAACGAACAUUCCAACGGAAACACAAUAUACAGGAUGGAGUAUAAACAUGCCGUCACAUACUAGUGGUUAUUAUACAACUCCAGACAUCCAAGUUUUAAGAGAACCAUACAGGGGUAGCACAGAACAAACAACAAAUACAGAACACACUGAAAAAAUCGAAGAAACAAAUUCAAACCAGGGUAAAACAUCAGAACUCAUUACAACGGAAUCGACGAGAUCACCAUCAAUAUCAGCUAGCAAUCAAGUAACGGAAAAGAAACAUACAACAAGCAGCGUCAAAUCGUCUACACCUUCAAUAGAAAACUACACUACACACCCGCUUAACCCGUUAACAGAAUCAUACAAGGGUAGCACAGAAUAUUCAACAAAAAAAACGAGAUAUAACAAAAAUACAGAAGGAAGAUAUUCAACCGCUGUAGGAACAUCAGAAAUUGAAUGGACAGUUCCAACAUCGAAUGAAACGAACAUUCCAACGGAAACACGAUAUACAGCAUGGAGUAUAAACUUACCGUCACAUACUAGUGGUUAUUAUACAACUCCAGACGUCCAAGUUUUAACAGAAGCAUACAAGGGUAGCACAGAACAAACAACAAAUACAGAACACACUGAAAAAACCGAAGAGAAAAAUUCAAGCCAGGGUAAAACAUCAGAACGCAUUACAAGAGAAUUUACUGAAUCGCAAUCAAUAUCAGCUAGCAAUCCAGUAACGGGAAAGAAACAUACAACAAGCAGUGUAAAAUCGUCUACAACUUCAAUAGAAAACUACUCUACAAAUCCGGUUAACCCGUUAACUGAAUCAUACAAGGGUAGCACAGAACUGUCAACAAAAACAAGAAAUACUGAAAAUAAUAGUCAUCAUCCGACGAGCAAUACCGCGUACAGCACUAACACGGAAGGGACUCAGACAUCACCACAAACUGGCCACGUUGCUAGCUCAGAAUCAGCUCCGCAAACGGAAACUUUCGCCACUUCUUCUGAGCCAGCUAGCGUCCCUGUAACAGAAACGUAUCUCCCUACAACUAGCGAAAAAUCGCCGACUGGUCCAACUUCCGGUCAUACUGGAUAUUACAGCACUUUAACGACAAAUCCCCAAACGGAAACAUUCCGAACUUCUCAUCAUCCGACGACCAAUACCGCGUACAGCACUAACACGGAAGGGACUCAGACAUCACCACAAACUGGCCACGUUGCUAGCUCAGAAUCAGCUCCGCAAACGGAAACUUUCGCCACUUCUUCUGAGCCAGCUAGCGUCCCUGUAACAGAAACGUAUCUCCCUACAACUAGCGAAAAAUCGCCGACUGGUCCAACUUCCGGUCAUACUGGAUAUUACAGCACUUUAACGACAAACCCCCAAACUGAAUCAUUUCGAACUUUCACGGCAGGGAUUCAGACAUCACCACAAACUUCCCACCUUCCUAGCUCAGAAUCAGUUCAGAGAACAUCGGUCCCGACAGAGUCAACUCCUGAGUAUACUGGAUAUUAUAGCACUUUAACGACAAUAUCUCUAACGGACACAUUCUCAACAUUUCAUCAUCCGUUGACCAAUACCGCGUAUAGCACUCACACCGAUAGGACUGAUACAUCAUCACUCAAUGGCUAAUUUUCUCCGUCAGAAUCAACUCCGCAAUCGGACACUUUUGCAACUCCAUCCGAGCAAGAACGUUCCUCUGUAACAAGGAAGUAUGUCUCUACUUAGUAUGUAGUAGUAGUUAGUACGGACUGUUAUAACUUAAUGUUACACCGGAUAUUCCAGCCCUUCAACGACAUAUUACCAAGCCAAGUAUUGCUGUUUAGUAGUCGUCUAUUGUGAAUUUUUUUCCUGAAAUUUUUGUUUCUUUUCUCUUUUUGGUCUAUUACCUUUUUAGUUUGUAUUUGAAAUUUUACAGUAUAUAAUUUUGGUUUGAGUUUGUUUCUAGUUUUACCUCUGCAAUAUCUCUUGUUUUUUGUUCUGUAUUUUAUUGCUAUGAAUAUUUACAAAAUUGAAAUGAUUUUUUAGGAAAUAAAUGAACGUUUUUAUU
Cimex lectularius (bed bug) is the source of this 4257-nucleotide messenger RNA. Its product is annotated as mucin-5AC-like. Lineage: Eukaryota; Metazoa; Arthropoda; Insecta; Hemiptera; Cimicidae. The transcript has 3 exons. Bases 225 to 3839 code for a protein of 1204 amino acids. The record is from RefSeq and is a predicted model, not a curated record.